UAAAAGGCAGAGGCGAGGGAUCUCCUCCUUCGUGAUAGAUCUCUCGAGUCGCGCCGGCUGGAGGAGCCGAUGGAUCCAAGGCCUCUAGCUGUGCUGUUUCUGGUCCUGUGGCUUUGCAUUUGCAGCAAUGCAGAUUCCUCCCAGGACAUGCAAGAUGUGCUGAGCAGAUACAGCUUUCCAAAGGGAUUUGUGUUUGGCGCUGCAUCAGCUUCUUAUCAGGUUGAAGGCGCAACCAAGGAAGAUGGAAGGAAGCCCAGCAACUGGGACGUUUUUUCACAGAUCCCUGGCAAGAUCGCAGAUGGCAGCACAGCAGAUCCCGCGAUUGAUCAGUAUCAUCGCUACAAGGAGGACUUCUCGAUACUGGAUCGCCUUGGCGCGGAUGCGUACAGGCUGUCGAUUGAUUGGCCUCGCAUGUUUCCCGAUGGCACUGGCAGUGUUAAUCCAAAGGCAAUCAGUCAUUACAACGAUGUCAUCGAUACACUCCUUGCCAAAGGCUUGAAGCCAUACGUGACGCUCUUCCACUGGGACCUCCCCUAUGCUCUGGAGAAAUCCUAUGGAGGAUUCUUGAGCUCCAAGAUCGUGGACGACUUUGGAGUUUUCGUGGAGGCUUGCUUCAAAGCAUUCGGGGACAGAGUGAAGAACUGGAUCACGCUCAACGAGCCCCACAUCUUCGCAGUCAUUGGCUACAACAUUGGCGUGUUUGCGCCGGGAAGAUGCUCGCCCGAGAUCGGAAACUGCACGGGAGGAGACUCGUCCAUGGAGCCAUACGUCGUAGGCCACCAUUUACUCCUCGCCCAUGCGAAAGCGAUCGAGAUCUACACCAAAAGAUACAAGGCUAGUCAGAAAGGGGUGAUUGGUAUCACGCUUGACACAUUGUGGUACGAACCUGUUUCAAACUCCAAGCAAGACAAAGCUGCCGCCGAAAGAGCUCAGCAGUUCAAUCUCGGAUGGAUGCUUCAUCCCGUCACGUAUGGGGAGUAUCCACCAGCGUUGGUCGCAAACGUUGGAAGCAGGCUGCCAAAAUUCACAGCCGAGGAGAAGAAAUGGCUCCAAGGCACCUCUGAUUUCAUUGGCAUCAAUCACUACUUCAGCCUCUACGUGAAAGACAAUCCAAACCGUACCUUUGUCCAGGGAAACCUCCUCAAUCAGCGCCAAGCCAUCUACCACCCGGCUUACUACAAGGACGUCGACUUUGCGUUCCUAGACAAGAAGAAGGGCGUGUUGAUCGGGAGGAAUAUCAAUGGCUUCUACGUCGUACCGUACGGGAUCAGGAGGCUGAUGAAUUACAUCAAGGAUAAGUACCGCAAUCCAAUAAUCUAUAUCACUGAAAAUGGGAUCAGUGAUACUACCAACAGUUCCAGUCCGUUGGCUCAACAGCUGGAUGAUCAGCCCAGGAUUAACUAUUACAAGACGUACCUGUCAAAUCUUGCAGCAUCAAUAAGAGAUGGCUGUAGAGUCCAAGCUUACUUCCUGUGGAGUUUUCUGGACAGCUGGGAAUGGGGCUCGGGUUAUAAUGUGCGCUUUGGGAUCAUCCAUGUUGAGCUAGAUAACAGCCUGAAGCGGAUCCCAAAGAAAUCAGCAAAGUGGUACGCAAAGUUUCUGAAAAAGAAGCACUGAGGAGGCAGCUGACAAGAUGCAAAAUAAUUCACGAUUUCAUGAACAAUAAGUCCCUCCACAAAAUAAUUCUUAACAACCGUAGUAUUGGCGUAUAGGUAAGCUCAGAGCUACAAUCCACCAUUGUGUACUGCAAAGCCAAAGUUUAAGUCCAGGAGGAAUGAUAUUCGUCAGCACAUUGGUGCUUUUGCUCUU
Molecule: messenger RNA, 1809 nt
Organism: Selaginella moellendorffii
Lineage: Eukaryota; Viridiplantae; Streptophyta; Lycopodiopsida; Selaginellales; Selaginellaceae
Product: beta-glucosidase 6
Exons: 12
Coding region: 70-1617 (515 amino acids)
Biological process (GO): carbohydrate metabolic process
Molecular function (GO): beta-glucosidase activity
Source: RefSeq, a predicted model, not a curated record